Molecule: messenger RNA, 2357 nt
Organism: Seminavis robusta
Lineage: Eukaryota; Bacillariophyta; Bacillariophyceae; Naviculales; Naviculaceae
Source: the annotation of a GenBank genome assembly
AAGAAAGGGACGACCACAACAAAAUUCUAAACCAGCCAACUCCGUGGUUGGCGAUUUGAAGCCUCAAAUCGGCUCGUCUCUCUUGCAGCUUGCAGCCUCUCCUCUGAUGAUGCUCGUCUCUUUGAAGUCCAUGGGCUCAUUCCUUUCUUCCAUCGCACCGGAGCAAUGGUGAUACUGUAACCUACAGAAUGCCAAAUAUAGCCACAGCACAGUGCUGAUGAGACUGUCACUCGUUGCUUUGCCGCCAGCAUUAUGAUAUUGGCGCAUUCGAUGGCCUAAUCGGCAUCGAGCACCUCUCGGAUGGCGAAGUCCGUUCCACAAACAACAAAACUUCUCUCGCCGUUGAAUGAUCCUUGAUGCAUGGUGCUGAGAAAGCCGUCGAUUCCAAGCCACCCAGUUCCAAGGACCUGGCAAACAAGGACCCCGCACCAGAUCCGCUCCAAAGGAGCCAAAAGGCUGCUUUGGUAGACGAUUCCCGCGAUGAUGAUCAACCGGUCAAUGCGUCGACCUCCUCUCUUUCCUCGGACGUUUCCACCUCCUCCAGCCACAGCGAAUCCAGCUCUCACGAAGACGAAGACGAUGAUGAAGUCGACUUGGAAAAGCAAGCACUCAAGAGAUCGACGCCACAAGUUCGCAGUCUCAGCAACUUGAGCAACUUGACGACGACUAGUUACCGCUAUCCGCUGGAAAAGCUAGGGGUAAGACUAGAUACUAUUUAUAGUGCAACAGAAGAUGCCAGUACCGACAAUGCUAGCACCAGCACUACGAAACUGCAGAGGCUGUUGGAAGACUACAUUGACAUGGAGACCAAGUUUCGACAAGAACAACGCAAGCAUCAGGAAACUAUGCGGGAAAAGGAAAAGCUACAGAUGCAACUCACCGGUACUAUUGAAGUCGAAUUGUCGGAUGACACCAAACCUGCGAGUUCUACUAGCACCAUUCUUAGCUCGAGGAGUGUCGUUUCCAAUAUUUUGUGUCACACUUUGGCGUCGGAUAUGGAUGAAAAGAGUGCCGCCAGCAGCAGUAGCAGCAUCGAGAGUAAGGCAAGCAAUAAGAGCAGUAAUAGCAAGAAAAACAAAAGCAACCACAAAAGCAGGAGCGACAAACAGUCCGGCGUGGACAGUGCCUCAGGGGUCGAAGAAGCCACGACACCCGACGUGGAGCACCCCAACACUAAGAAGAAAACUUCCGAAGAUGACAACAAGACCGAGAAUGAAAGCGAUGGAUCCGACAGCCAUAGUGAAUGUCUCAUGGUUCAGACUUUCGGAUCCCACGACAUUAGCCUUCUCCUGGCUGAAGAAGCCGACCCGGAUGAUCCUGCCAUGGCCGAACACCUGGGAGACUCCCGUCAGUACUGGCGAGAUAUCAUUUUGGGUGUCAAUGAUGGGUUGGUAUCCACUUUCCUACUCGUUGCCGGUGUAGCUGGUGGCGGAUUGAGCACCCUUGACAUUCUCCUCACUGCCAUUGCUGGAGCUGUGGCGGGCGCCGUCUCCAUGUGUGCCGGUGAAUACGUCGCCACCAAGAGUCAAAACGAAGUGAUUGACGGAGAAAUCAAGAUGGAAGAAAAGCACAUUCAAAAGUACCCACGGGAAGAACUCCGGGAAGUGGCUCCGCUGCUCGAAUUGAUUGGAAUCACUGACAUGGAUCGAUCCCUGCAAAAGCAACUCGUUAAGCACUACGCCAAGGAUCGUGAUGCGCUCCUCCAGCUUAUGGUUGUUCUCGAAUUGGGCUUCUUGGAGGAUGAACAAAGAUCUCCAGUCAAGGCUGGCUUUGUUUCCUUCUUUUUAUUCAUCGCGGGAGCAAUCCCUUCCGUUCUCCCCUUUACGAUUGAUGGCAUUGACCCAACCUCGGGCCUGAUUGUUGCGGCAGUCGCCACGAGUACGGCGCUACUCAUUGUGGGGGCCGUCAAGACGUGGGCGUCCAAGGGCAAUUGCUUCUCGGCGGCGCUUGAAAACCUCAUUGUGGCUGGAUUUGGUGGAGCUAUUGCCUAUUGUACGGGGUUGCUUACCGAACGCGUCCUUCGCAGCUCCUGAACAGCAGUUUGCAAGAGAUACGUGAAUCUUUAAGAGCAAGUGCAGCAACCUGAACAGUAGAUCAAGAGCAAGUGAAACCUUCGAUCGUUAUUCGUUUAGACACAAUUCACACGGACGGGCGCGAUGAGGAAUGAACAAUCAGCGCCACAAAGCAUUGCUCCGAUGAAAAGAAGUGCGAGGGAGAGAGCCAAGAGCCGAUGCAUCCUGAUGCCGCCAAUAGAUGUUGCAUAAUUUUGGAAGUCAGUUUCGCAGAGAUAACCUGAUAUAUACGAAUGCACAUAACGGUAGCGUUGUCUCUAGACCGGUAGAAAGGUGGACUGCAGU